CCUCCUCCUUUUCCACCAGAGGUUUCACCUCUGCAAGGUGAGCAUCCUGGAACUCUGUUGACAUGUUCAGUAGCUGGUAUCUGCUGCGGUCCCGCUUCCCCCUUCGCCGCUGCUGCCGCCGCCGCGCUCCGAUCCUCACCCGCCCGCGGCCGCGGGGCGGAUUUAUAGCCCGCGCCCCGCCCGCCGGGCGGCGCUGCCCGCCGCCGCCGCCGCCGCCGCCUCCCCGAGCGGAGCACGGGGCGGGACAGCACCGGUUCCGGGGCUCCGCCCGCACGUCCCGCGCCCCAGGGCUCCCCCCGGUCGCCCGCAGGUGUUUGCAGCGCUACACGCCGGGGGGCUCGGUGUGCACGGGGUCGGUACGUAACAGCGGGGAAGCCCGGCGCAAAACCUGCGAGCCCGCGUCCCGCGUUCUUGCAGGUGGCGCAACCCAGCCGGGGAGAGGCUCGUCUCUGACAUCCCCUUCCCGGGCAAGCUUUGGGAGCACUGAACAGCUGAGACCUGCCGCCCUGCUUCCCGAAGCGGUAGCGUGCCGGGGGGAAAGGUUUUCACACCGUUUGGUGAGGAGUGGCGAGUGUGUGCGUGGGGUUUGCCCGGGGAUCGGAAGAACAGCCGUCUUGGGCAAGGCUGAGCACAGGACCGCAACUGCGGGGUCCUGGCACGAGUGGUCCAAAUCGUGCGGGUGUCUGCACGACUGUAUAAAAACAAGUCCAUUUACCAGAUCCUGAAUUGCAAAAUCGGUUGCUCAUACAUUAACAUCAGCACUCGGAAGGAACUCUAAUUGCAGGAGAAGGAAAAUGCCUUCACACACUUCUGACGAAGUUCAGAGGGUGCAGCGGGUGCUGCGAGUGCUGGGUGAGUUUCCCAGCAAACGGCUUUUGGGCGAGAAGCGCAGCCAAUCGUUUAUUCCCAAAAGAGGCCCUAGCCUGCUGAGUACAGACUAUCUCUAUGUACACAGCCCUGCGUGUAGCCACCCUCUAAGGGGCGGGUGAAACUGUGACAGCCUGAACUGCUUUUUCUGUGGCUUUUCUGCAAAGCGCGCUUACACCCUGUGUGUGAUUUCACUGAACAACCUUGCUUUUAUGGCAGGUUACUGCGACCCAAACUGUUGAAAUCCACAGCACGUCGUCGUUCUCCCUACAUGCAGUGGCCUGAAGAGGAAAUCAGAAAUUUCUGAAACUCUGAGACUCUGUUAAAAUCACUGCCCCGAUUUCUCAGCUAUACAAUAAGCUUAUUAAGCCCAGCCUAUAAAAGCUUGCUGCUGUUCAAAUGCAUAUCAGGUUCUCUCCUUCUAUCCCAGCUUCUGCACCUGAAUCAGAAAGUGCUGCCUUCAGAAAGAACCCUGGAAGCCUUUUCACCAUGAAGUGACAGGAGACCACGCUGUGCAGCAGUAACCCUGAAUUAUUACUAAGUGUAGAAUAAAGGAAAUAUCAUGUUUUCUUGCCUUUGAUUAGUUGAUGUCUGCAAGGAUGAAAAGUACUUCUAAAACAGCAUGAGAGAAGCACUUGUUAUGACAGUGCUGCACUGUGUCUGUUUGCUUUGUUUUUUGAAUCACAAAAGGUCUAACCUUUUUCAUACUCAUUUUAAACUGUGAGGCCAGGAAAACAAUGACACCACCAGAAAUAAUUUAGUUUGUGACUGAGCCUAUUUUGAGGUCAUAUCUUUACAUUUAUGUCAAUAAAUCACUUGCUUUCUCUGUUUGUUAUGGAA
This is a messenger RNA of Apus apus (common swift), 1707 nucleotides long. Its product is annotated as ubiquitin carboxyl-terminal hydrolase 51-like. The coding region runs from base 63 to 725 and encodes 220 amino acids. Lineage: Eukaryota; Metazoa; Chordata; Aves; Apodiformes; Apodidae. The record is from RefSeq and is a predicted model, not a curated record. The transcript has 2 exons.